GUGGGCCCCUUUUGUGUGAGGGGAAAUGGCGGGAAAGGAGGCGGCGGCGGCUUCUUCGCCUUCUUCUUCUUUCCGGAGCGGCGUGGCGUCCGAGGAGAAGGCGGGAGCCCGGCCGAAGCAGAGAGGGGGAAGAAUCGUGCCCUCGCGAUACCUGGACUAUCAAAAAGGAUCUGGAAAGGCCUCUGCCAAAGCCACAGGUGACCCUCAUGAGGUUUUGCAGUCUACUCUGGUGGAGAGCCAUGGAAGAUCCCGCCCCGAACUGGAGGUCUCUGUCAUCAAAAGCAAAAGCUGCCCCAGAGCGUCGAGUUCAAAACACCACCUAAAAGCCACCUCCCGAGAAAAGCCGAGCCCGGUCUCUCCUGAUUCUGACGACCUGAUUAGGAUGCUGGAAUCAGAGACACUUCUGUUGACCUAUGCCUCCCUGAAGAUGGAGAAGAAUACCGCCUUCCUGGAACGGCACGCCGAGAGGAGCCUGUUAACCCUCAGCAGGGAGACUGCGAGGCUGCAGGCGGACGCCCAGAAGAAACGGCGCAGGCUGCAGCGCCUAAGGAAGGACCGCCAGCUCUCCGAGUCGCUGGACAGACAGCUCGAAGCGCUUGUUCCCGUUUUUGAGCAGAGCCCGGCCUUCGAAGAGGAAUACAGGCACUUUGCCACAGCCCUGGACACAGUGAGGCACGAGCUGCCAGUGAAUGAGAUCUACCUGGGCAGGGACAAGAGCCAGUAUCUAGACGACUUGCAGAGGGCCUUGGCCGCCACCCAGGAAGCUUUGCGCAGAGCCCUGCCAGAGCACGCCAAGGAAAAUGCCAAGGGCCUGAGCAUCACGAAGGAGCUGGAGGAGGUGUCCUUGGAGGUAGCUGCCGAGCUGCCAAGGACCUUUGUGCACGGACUGGACUUGUCGGCCGACGUUGGCAAAGAGGCCUCCCUGCGCUGCCAGAAGGUCUUUGAAGACACCCAAGGGGUCGAGAGGAUGAAGCAGCUCUACUUUGGUUAGGCCCAAACCCCCAGGCUUGCCCCCCUCCAGGCCUCUCAUCCCGAAUCCAACAGCAAGGGGUCGGCAGCUGAAGCCCCCCUCUCUGCUAAGCUGCUUGCAUUUUUGUAUUAAAUUGAAUUUUUGUAUUAAAGCACUUCUUCAGUCUUUCACUGCAAAGUCUGGCUGCAACAGUGUCUUCUUUUGGCCUGUUUUCUUUCUUUCUUUUUCUUUCUUUCUUUCUUUCUUUCUUUCUUUCUUUCUUUCUUUCUUUCUUUCUUUCUUUCUUUCUUUCUUUCCCAUCUGGAUGGGUUUCCGCAGCCACUCUGGGCGGCUUCCAACAGAAUAUUAAAAACACAAUAAAACACCAAACAUUUUAAAAAAACUUCCUUAAACAGGGUUGCCUUCAGAUACCUUCUAAAAGUCAGGUAGUUGUUAAUUUCUUUGACAUCUGAUGGGAUUUGAAGAUUGAAAAAAUACUGGUUCAUAUAAUAUUAAAUAGUUGACUCUGAAGGCGUGAAUAGUAUAUUUAGCUACAGUACAGAGAGCCAGAAAUCCUUUUAUUCCAACUUUCCCGUUUUCCUCUGCUUUCUCUUUCUUUAGGUUUUCAUUUUUCUUGUCGUUUCUCUGCUUUUCUUCUUCUUUAGACUUUAUUAUUAUUAUUUAUUGAAUUUACACACCUAAAGUAGCAGUUUGUAACUCGAGAGGCAGUUUUACACCUGCAUAUUAUUUUAAAAAUUUUUUUUUAAAAAAAAUUGAUUUAAAAAUUGAUUUGUUGAUUUAAUAUGCUGUAAACUGCUUUGAGAUCUUUCUUAAAAAUAUAAAGCGGUAUAAAAAUUUAAAAUAAAA
This is a messenger RNA of Zootoca vivipara (common lizard), 1816 nucleotides long. It is a transcript of the gene HAUS8, whose product is annotated as HAUS augmin like complex subunit 8. Gene Ontology annotation, biological process: centrosome cycle; spindle assembly. Lineage: Eukaryota; Metazoa; Chordata; Lepidosauria; Squamata; Lacertidae. Gene Ontology annotation, molecular function: microtubule binding. Gene Ontology annotation, cellular component: cytoplasm; centrosome; nuclear microtubule. The record is from RefSeq and is a predicted model, not a curated record.